GCAAACAACUGGCCUUCCCGGCAGAUAUCAUCGACACGAACCUAAGACCAGACUUGAUCCUGUUUUCUAGGAAAACGACCCAGGUAGUGCUGCUAGAAUUGACUGUUCCCCGGGAGGACAGGAUGGAAGAAGCGAACGAGCGGAAACGAAUGAAGUAUCAGGAACUGGUGAGCAGAUGUAGAGAGAAAGGUUGGAAGACCUGGUACUUCCCAGUGGAAGUAGGAUGCAGGGGUUUCAUAGGACAGACCUUGUGGAAGGCACUGGGACAGUUAGGAGUAACAGGAAAGAAGAGGAGAGAAGUAACUAAGAGAGUCACCAAGACUACCGUCGAUGCCUCACUCUGGGUAUGGACACUGAGGACUACCACCCAAUAACCACUCGCCGGGCAGCGAGUGGCCGUCGCUGUCGCCCCGCUGGCUAGAGACGUACUGCAACAAGGGGCGAAACGUCAAGGAAAGCCAGUUUGCAGCUGAUGACGGCGAGUGGAGAGCAGAGUCCGACCCUCUGUAUGAUGUAAGCUACAUAUCCGCGGUGCCUGGUAGAUGCUAUAGUCACGCACCUAGCGGCCAUGACGAGGAAAGACAGCCCAAAGCCCCAUCCACUGCAGUAGGUCACAUGACAAGACAAUACGUUACGUGCCUAGAGUUGCCAAGACAACUUCUCCGUCUUCCGAGUCACGUCUUCCGAGUUCGAGCUCAGACAACGCGCGCGCAAGCUGUGUCCACAACGACAGCGGUCAUUCAAAAUGGCUGAAAACGCGAAUGAAGCUCUGCUGCAUGCUGCUAAAAUCGGCAGCAUUCAAGGCGUGAAAACAGCUCUGAAAGCAGGUGCGGACAUUGACUACGCCGGCGCCCGGGACGGCCAUGAGAUCACCGACGCAACAGCUCUGUACAUCGCUUCCUUCGUGGGACAUGCCGGUGUAGUGAGACUGCUGAUUCGCAAGGGGGCGUCUUUAACGAAGAGAUCCAUUGGAAAAUCUAAUUCUCCCCUUCUUAUAGCAGCGGCCAAAGGGUACACAGAAGUGGUGGAGUUGCUGGUGCGUCACGGCGCAACAUUAGACACAAGGGAUGCCUACCAGAGGACGCCGCUCAUGGUGGCCUGUUCUUACAAACAGGUCGACGUAGCUCGGCGACUGAUCGAGUUCGGAGCAAGAGCUGAUUUGACUGACGCCAAAGGCUUGACGGCCCAACAGCACUGCGAACGGGACGUAGAACUGACGAAGCUGGUACAAGAGGCACUGCAGACCAGGCUGCUGAGAUGCUGCAACACUACAUGUGGCAAACCGGGAUACAGGUCCACCCUGAAGCUGUGUGCCCGGUGCAAGCUGACCCGGUACUGCAGCCGAGACUGUCAGAAACAACACUGGUCUGUCGGACACAAGAAGAGCUGCGGACAUGACACGUUCUCUGACGAUGGCUCAAACCCCUACCUAAAAUUUUCCAAGUUGAAGACUGUCAAACAAAAAUAUAUGUCACACGAAAUCUUCAGUUCAAACUCCGGCAGCGACACACAAGCUGUGCCCACAACAACAACAGCGGUCCUGAGUGACGACAUGGCGGAAAACGCGAACGAAGCUCUGCUGUACGCUGCUCAGAACAGCUGUCUACAAGGCGUUAAAGAUGCUCUGAAAGCAGGUGCCGACGUUGACUACGACCAGUUGGGACGCGGACGUGUGAUUGAACAAACGUCUCUCUUCCUGGCUUCCGUCUACGGGGAUGUGGACAUCGUGAAGCUGCUGAUCCGCAAGGGGGCGUUCGUGUCGAAGAGAGCCUCAGGAACAUCAUCCGCGCCCCUUCAUGCAGCAGCGAGCCAAGGGCACACAGAAGUGGUGGAGUUGCUGGUGCGACACGGCGCAACGUUAGACAUCCGGGACGCCUCCCAGAUGACCCCACUCAUGGUUGCUAUCCAAUACAAACAAGUGGGCACCGCUCGGCAACUGAUUGAGCUUGGGGCGAGAGUUGAUCUGACCGCCAAUCAGGGCGCGACCGCCAAGGGGCUCUGCGAGUUUUACCUAUUUGGAGAAAAGUACCACAGCGCACGUAAAGAGCUGACGGAGCUGAUACAAGAGGCGAUUGAGACCAAGCUGCUGAGAUGCUGCAACCCUACAUGUGGCAAACCGGGCUACAGGUCCACCCUGAAGCUGUGUGGCCAGUGCAAGCUGACCCGGUACUGCAGCCGAGACUGUCAGAAACAACACUGGCUGAGCGGGCACAAGAGGAGCUGCGGACAUGACGCGUACACCGGCGCCGAACCAAACCCCCUCCUAGAAUUGGCCAAGUUGAUGACAAGGAACCCCAAACUUAUAUAGCUUAGGGCAUGUACCACAAACGUAACCGUCUACAGACUCAACAACUUUUUGAAUGUUGAACCUUGGUAUGAAAUGUCCUGG
Molecule: messenger RNA, 2389 nt
Organism: Branchiostoma belcheri (Belcher's lancelet)
Lineage: Eukaryota; Metazoa; Chordata; Leptocardii; Amphioxiformes; Branchiostomatidae
Product: ankyrin repeat, PH and SEC7 domain containing protein secG-like
Exons: 11
Coding region: 746-2308 (520 amino acids)
Molecular function (GO): protein binding
Source: RefSeq, a predicted model, not a curated record